CAUUAACUCUUCCACACAAACAAACACUCUCACAACUACAACUUUUUCUCACUCUUCUUAUCGUCAUCCAUACCGUCUACGUUUAAUCCGUAAUCACAAUGUACUUCUCCACCAUUGCCGCCGCCAUUCUCCCGCUGGUCGCCAUGACCGUCGCUGCGCCUGCACCCUUCACCAAGCGCACCCCCGGCAGCGUGACACUUUGCACCGGCCCCGACCACACGGGCGACUGCCUGACGCGGACCUUUGACGACUGGGAGCAAUGCCACACGCUGACGGGCGACCUUGCACCAUUCUACCACAACCUCGGCACCUUCGCCCCAGACGCAGGCGCCCUCUGCCGCGUCACCAACACGGCCGAGUCAUGCACGACGCACGGCGACCUGUUUGUCGAGAACCCCGAGGGCGCCAACCUGCUCGACGUCAACGGCGUCGACUACGGCUCUACGGCCACGUCGUUCCUCUGCCAGCGCUGCAACUCGUGCACCGGCGGCGGCUUCAGCAACUCCACCGUCGCGCGCCUUUAAAGAAAGAACCAUGAAAGAAACGAAAGAACCGAAACGAAACGAACGGAAGAUCGAAAAGUCUUUGUUGUUUGCUUUGUUGCCUGAGACGAGACGUCCGACCGCGCCUUGGCAUCUCUCCUUAAUGUUUUUUUCCAGCUCUCUCGAGAGAGAUCCGCGUCCGGGACUGGUUUGGUGGCCGCAAGGCCCUAACCCCUGCCUAGGCAUACACCCAUCCUUACCUACCUAUUACCCCAGGCCUUCGCCGCCGCUGUCUGUCGAUGAUCAUUCUGGAGCAGCAUUGCAUGCAUGGCUUAACGCGGCGUUUAUUGUCUUUAUUACUCUGUGCUGGAUACCACUAGCGUCCGGUCUUUUUAUGACAUUCAUACCUAUGAAGUUACGGCUGGAAUUGAAUAGAUCAACUAAUGGAUAAUGUUGAUUGUGCGCUA
This is a messenger RNA of Aplosporella prunicola CBS 121167, 949 nucleotides long. RefSeq lists its product as uncharacterized. The transcript is spliced from 3 exons. The coding region runs from base 99 to 524 and encodes 141 amino acids. Lineage: Eukaryota; Fungi; Ascomycota; Dothideomycetes; Botryosphaeriales; Aplosporellaceae. The record is from RefSeq and is a predicted model, not a curated record.